Molecule: messenger RNA, 2211 nt
Organism: Haliotis rubra (blacklip abalone)
Lineage: Eukaryota; Metazoa; Mollusca; Gastropoda; Lepetellida; Haliotidae
Exons: 4
Coding region: 126-1340 (404 amino acids)
Biological process (GO): intracellular signal transduction
Source: RefSeq, a predicted model, not a curated record
UACACCUGUUGAUGUCCCUUUUGAGUUUCCGCGGGACGGCGAGGUCGCGACCAUACAACGCCAUGGGAUCGCACAGUUAACUAGUAGAACUUCGUAGUCAUUGUAGUCGUGGAUGCUGUUGCGUGAUGGUGGAGGAGAAAGCUGACAUGGAGGCGGUGGUUACAGAGGAUGAGGAUGAGGUGGAUCUGGAGGACAAACUUACAGAUUGUCUCCAAACCUCAAAUAUUGACCAGGCCCGUGCUCUCAUUGAACAAGGUGCUGACUUUAACAGAGUAAUUCAACACGGCUUCAAUGUCCUGGACUAUGCGUAUGAUGCAGCUGUAGCCUCCGGGAGGCUAGACAGCUUCAAUCUACUGCUUCAAACAGGUCGUCUUUAUUUGGGCGGCCCCGAGAUCUACAACCUGUGUGAGUACGCAAAUCCCCGUGGUGAGGAGGAGGCUAAGUAUGCCCAAUAUACCCGCGAACGUGUGUUGGACCUCCACUCUGAGGUCGAGGCUGUUCCCGGUUGGAGUGACGGUAACGGCCGUCGAGUUGUCCUUGAGCAGCUGUUUGACUUACUUGUUGAGUCAGGUGCCGAUGUGAACCAGGUUCAAACGUCAAAUCCAGACACUCCGGUAUCCCAUGCGGAAUGGCUGGCGCGUCUUGAGGAGGACCAUUUGUGGACUGUACGGGGGACUGUUGACGGCAAAGGCAGGACGGACGGUUAUAAUGAAGCUGUGGCGUUUUUCAAGACAGAGAUGUUCAGUGAAAGCCUCGUGUUCAGUUUGUUAGAAAACAAUCGGUUUCAAAUGCUGGAGAAACUACUGAGAACUCCCGGAUACAAUAUCAACCAGCCUUCCUUUCACUGCCCACUGUACUACGCUAUGUCAAAGUUGUCAUACGACCCAUUCAAGCUCCUGCUUCAAUACGGCUGUCAGCCUCGAUUCUGGUAUACAUCGGGAACGGAGAAGAAGCUGUUUCAGGCGGCACAUUUCGCCGAUCCUAAUUAUUUAGACAAAGGGUGGCUACAUUAUUUACUUCAGUUCAGAUGGAUUUUCCCUAUGCCCGCGUCUGCCAUUAACAGGAAAAUCCGUCUGCUUGUGCAAGCCGGGUUUGACGUGGCACGUACCGAUUGGCUGUUUGUGCCGGAAGUGCCGGAAGUAUCUGACGGCCACAUGGAAGACCAUGUAGAGCUUCUACAGCUGAUAGAUUGGCUUCGUGAUAGAGCGUCGACACCGAAACCUUUGAAGGAGAUGUGCAGGACAGUCGUACGAUUUAUUAUUAAGGAUAACUUCAUCAGCGGGAUGCAGAAUUUGCCAAUACCCGAUGUUAUGAAGAAUUAUCUUAUGUUGAAACAUUGAACAGGACAAUACAUUCCGGACAUAUAAUCAACCAUAUACAGGACAAUGCAUUUCGAGCGUAGAUAGAUGCUCAUUAUGUUGAUCACUGGAGUGCCUGGUCCAGAUUCGGUUAUUUAUAUACCGUCGCCAUAUAGCUGGAAUAUUGCUGAGUGCGGCGUAAAACUAAACUCACUUACUCGCUCAAUGCAUUCUGGACACAUAUUUGUCAACUUUCCACACAACGAUCCCACACGAAAAACGCAAGGAAAACAUCAUUAGCUUGAUCCAUGGAGCAUUUGUCGUAACGUAGAUGUAGGUUCGUCUCUGACGUGAACGUUUCAGGACAACUUGUGAAGGAAGUGCAAUCUGACGGUCACCGAUCGAAGGCGAGAAUCGGAUGUCAACUUUUUUGAUUUUGAGGGACACGAUCCAACAUUCGAAAUUAACGUCGGUCCUUAGGCCCGAACCGCCGCCAUAUAGCUGGGAUAUUGCUGAGUGCGGCGUAAAACUAAACUCACUCACUCACUCAAUUAGGCCCGAAGCCGGCUGAAAACCACGCGGACCUACAGAUUUUGUUUUCUUCAGGGACAUCCUUAUGACCUACAGCAUUUUCAUCCCCAAUAAAUAAUUAUUUCCAUAUUAAAAUAUAAAGCCCACACAUUCUGAUCAGGACCCACAACUUUUUAGGGUUCUGUGUCCUUAGGCCCUGCAGCUUUUCAGGGUUAAGGGCAAACACAGACACGAUCGGAGCAUACUCUUACUUCUUCAUCGGGUGAAUGGGGCGGUGGGGUAACCUGGUGCUUAAAGCGUUCGCUCGUCACGUUGAAGGCCCGGGUUCGAUUCCCCACAUGGGUACAAUGUGGGAAGCCCAUUUCUGGUGUCCCCUGCCGUG